This is a messenger RNA of Camponotus floridanus (Florida carpenter ant), 3886 nucleotides long. RefSeq names its product transient-receptor-potential-like protein (gene trpl). The transcript is spliced from 17 exons. NCBI's taxonomy places the organism in Eukaryota, Metazoa, Arthropoda, Insecta, Hymenoptera, Formicidae. Gene Ontology annotation, biological process: regulation of cytosolic calcium ion concentration; calcium ion transmembrane transport; manganese ion transport. The coding region runs from base 248 to 3829 and encodes 1193 amino acids. Gene Ontology annotation, cellular component: membrane; cation channel complex. Gene Ontology annotation, molecular function: protein binding; inositol 1,4,5 trisphosphate binding; store-operated calcium channel activity. The record is from RefSeq and is a predicted model, not a curated record.
AAUGGAACAAUAUUUCAAUCAAAAGCGUAACGAUCGUUUUCCUUCACGGGAGGAAAUCGCCUUCUCCUUCAAAGGGAUCUCUGUCUUUGUCUUUUUCAAAGUCCGUUCUCGAUUAUUUCAUGUCUAUUCAUAUGUCUUAUUAACAUGAUAUCGGUGAAAAGAAGAAAAAUAAUUUCGAUGGUUGUUUGUGAACGACUUGGAUAAAUGUGGAGGUAAUUGUUGUCGAAGAUAAGAUAAACUUCACGGGAUGAGCGACGUUAAGUUCGAGAAGGACAUGGAGGCCACAACUGAGAGCACGGAUGAUUAUGUGCUUCACCUUCCACGUCCACUCAACCUCGAGGAGAAGAAGUACCUGUUGGCCGUGGAGAGAGGUGAUCUGCCCAAUGUGAAAAGGCUUCUGCAACUUGCGAAUAAGGGCAAAGGAAAACAGCUGGACAUGAAUUGUGUGGACAGUUUAGGUCGUGGUGCUUUGACACUGGCGUUAGAAGCAGAAAAUUUAGAGAUGGUCGAGUUGCUCGUGGUGAUGGGAGUGGAAACCAAGGACGCCUUGCUCCAUGCCAUCGAUCAAGAAUUUGUAGAGGCGGUCGAGCUAUUGCUAGAACACGAAGAACUUCUUACGGCAAAUCAAGUGAUCGAAAAUGCUGAAAAGGAGAUUAUCCAUAGUUGGCAGAAGGUUGAUCCAGCAUCGGCUAGAUAUCCAAUGGACAUGACACCCUUAGUGCUCGCAGCACAACGUAAUAAUUAUGAAAUCUUAAAGCUUCUAUUGGACAGAGGAGCCACUUUACCGAUGCCACACGAUGUGAGAUGCGGCUGCGAUGAUUGCCUUCAGGCAGCUACUGGCGAUCCAUUAAGACUGUCAUCCACCAGGAUAUCCGAAUACAAAGCUUUAGCGAGUCCAAGUUUGAUAGCUCUGAGCUCUACGGAUCCUCUAAUGACGGCUUUUCGAUUGAGCUGGGAACUCAGAGAAUUAGCCAUCUCGGAGCCGGAAAGUAGAGGCGAAUACAUGAAACUGCGACGACAAGUGGAAAAAUUCGCGGUCGAUUUAUUGCAACAUGUUCGAACCACCAUGGAACUGGAUACCAUCUUAAAUUAUGAUCCUAAGGAAGAGAAUGUCGAGCUCAGCAAACAAUUGGCUCGACUGGAACAGGCUAUUGAAUAUAAACAAAAAAGAUUCGUUUCGCAUUCUCACGUUCAACAACUCUUGGCAGCAAUUUGGUACGAAGGUGUUCCCGGAUUUCGAAGAAUGUCAACCACGCAAAGAGUCGGUAUUCUUGUGAAAACGGCAGUUUUGUUUCCAUUUUAUUGUAUGAUAUACUAUCUGAUGCCCGAGUCAAAAACUGGACGACUUAUGCGAAGACCUUUCAUGAAAUUUUUAGUUCAUGCGUCGUCCUAUUUAUUCUUUUUAUUUAUACUCAUGCUGGUGUCACAGCGUGCGGAAGUGGAAAUCGUUAGACUUCUAGGCACUCAGGAAAUGAAGAGAAAUCUCGAAGCUUAUUUAGCUCGGCAAAGGGGCGCAGCUCCUACUCCUCUCGAAGGUAUCGUCGUGCUUUACGUUUUUGGAUUCGUAUGGGAAGAGAUAAGAGAGGUAUACAUCGACGGUCUAAAGUCUUAUUUACGGGACAUGUGGAAUUUUAUCGACUUUACCAGAAACAUGCUCUACCUGGCGACCGGUGUUCUCAGACUGGCGGCUUAUCUUCAACAACGUACCGAGAUAGGAAUAGAUCCAUCCGCCGCUUUGAUACCGCGAGAGAACUGGGGCGAUUUCGAUCCGCAACUGAUUGCGGAGGGUCUCUUUGCCGCGGCGAAUGUUUUCAGUGCCCUGAAACUUGUCCAUCUUUUCAGCAUCAAUCCACACCUGGGGCCGCUUCAGAUAUCGCUGGGCAGAAUGGUGAUCGACAUUGUAAAGUUCUUUUUUAUCUAUACCUUGGUGUUAUUCGCCUUCGCCUGCGGCUUGAACCAGUUACUGUGGUACUUUGCAGAGCUGGAGAAAAACAAGUGUUACAGUGGAAUGUUAGAUCCCUCGUGGGACGCCGGGAGUGAUGCCUGCUUAAGAUGGAGAAGAUUCAGCAAUUUGUUCGAGUCUUGUCAGAGCCUCUUCUGGGCUAGUUUUGGUAUGGUUGGCAUCGAAACCUUCGAACUCACUGGCAUCAAGUCGUACACUCGAUUCUGGGGCCUGUUGAUGUUUGGAUCGUAUUCCGUCAUCAACGUGAUUGUCCUGCUAAAUCUACUGAUAGCUAUGAUGAGCAAUAGCUAUGCUGUCAUCGAGGAACAUUCUGACACGGAGUGGAAAUUUGCGCGAACGAAAUUAUGGAUGAGCUACUUCGAAGACAGCGGAACUCUUCCGCCGCCCUUCAAUAUCUUUCCGCCACCGAAGCUGCUUUUCCGAUUCUUCGGCUUGAAGAAGAAAUCCAUCGGUAGACAUUCCAGCCAACGUCGACGUGCACGCGAACACAAAUAUGGAGCUGUUAUGAGAGCUUUGAUAUGGCGUUACAUUGUGAACGCGCAUAGCGAGCAUGAGAUGGAACCUGUCACUGAAGACGAUGUACACGAACUUAAAUCUGAUCUGUCAUCAUGGAGAUGCGAACUUUUGGACAUUUUGCACAGAAACGGCAUGGAUAUUGGCGAUAUCGAUAAAAAAGAAAAGACCAUACUGGGGAAGAAGAUGAAGGUCUGGGAGCGAAGGCUUAUGAAAGACUUCCAAGUAGCAGGUCCUGUAAAUCCAGCUGACAGUGAUCUUCAAGAAGAAAUGGAUCUUCAACAACGCGAAAACGAAAAUAAUGCUGAAAGAUGGAGAAGAAUCGCCAGAUUAGCUGUAUUAACUUCGGCUGAACAUCGUUGGAAUCAGGUCGUAACAAACGUAGUUAAAAGCUCGCAAAUCGGUAAAAGCACCAGCAGGGCAUCGCUGCAAAAUCAGCAGAGCUUGAAGAGAGCGAUGGAGGAGGCGAAACGUCUGACACAAAAGAGUCCACUGCUACCAGUCGUCCCAGUCGAAUUACCAGAAACUACUGCGGCAACGAUACUGCACGUCCUCCAUGAAAUCGUCGAAAUCGAUGAUAAUGCUAAAACUCCGAGAAGCAAAACUCCGGAACCGAUUAGAAACGGCAUCGGUUCACAACCGUUUGAAUCCAUUCUUCAGCCUAAGCCUACAUCCUCGGUUGAUUUUGUUAACGAGACAACUACGAAAGCUGUAACGCCAUUGUUACCACUUCGCACAUCACCACCACGAGUGAUCAAGAGGAAAGCACCUAUUCAACCGAAUAUUCAGUCAACUGAACAAUCAUCAACUUCUACUCAAUCCAUGUCUACUACGAGUAUUGCUCCGACUGUCUCCACUACAUCUACAACUACUAUCGCCACGUCAAUGACUGCAACCACAACUACUAUUACCGCUGCUACUACUACAUCGAGUGCAACAAUUAUUUCUGCCACUACAAAGACCUCUACUGCCAAAUCCACUACUCCCACAAUCACUGCUGCUACUGCUACUACUACUGCAAAAUCCACUACUACUGCAAAAUCCACUACUAUUGCUACUUCUACUACUGCAAAAUCCACCACUACUGCUACUUCUACUAUGACAAAAACUGUUUCUAGCUCUUCCACAGAAAGUCAAAGCAAACCCGCAGCGACUACUGUCACAAGUACAUCCUUUACCAGCGUCAAAGAUGGAAGCAGUUCAAUCAGAGCACGACCGAAAGUUUCACAUAGUCCUAAACUUUCGAUUAUUCCGUCGUUAACGAUUGCCUCAGACAGUAACAAAGAUAAUGAUAGAGAGAAGCUUGUAGCUAUUACGCCGCGCAGUAAAUCAUCAAAAGGAGGGUGGCUUUAAAUCUAAGGCAAAACAUGAUAUUAAUCAAUUUAAAUGACAAAAUAUAUAUUAAUAAAA